AUGGAAGUACCGCUGCCCAUCCUGGUGCAGCUACGUGAAAAAAUGGUGGAAGAGACUUUCUUCAACACCGCCAAUUUUCCAAACAUCACAUGGAAAGGGGAGGGCCAGUGGGAAGUGUGCAGUGUCAGUGCUCCCGGGUUCAAAGCCCUGGGACUCACGAUUGCCUACAUCAUCAUCUUCAUCUUCAGUGUCUUCGGAAACGCUCUUGUUGUUUUUGUCGUCUCGUAUAUGAAGAGCGGUCGGACCAGCACGGACAUCUACCUGAUGAAUCUCGCUAUAGCUGAUAUCUUGUUUUCUCUGGCUCUUCCCUUCUGGGCAGUGUACGUUUACUCCGGUUGGAUUUUCGGAACAGCUCUUUGCAAAAUCCUCUCUGGUUUCCAAGAAGCCUCCGUGUACGGCGGCGUCUUCUUGUUAGCGUGCAUUAGCAUUGACCGCUACUUUGCUAUAGUGCACGCUAAACGUAGCCUUUCGUCGCACAAGGUUCUCGUCAAAGUGGUUUGCGGAGUGGUGUGGGUGGUCGCUGGAAUGCUAGCUUUACCUGUCGUCGUGCAGAGAGAAAGCAUGUACCUGGAAAACAUCGGUGAACAUAUCUGCUUCGAAAAUGUAACCAGAGAAAGCAGUGAUCGCUGGCGUGUUAGCAUGUACAUUCUGAGGCACACAGUUGGGUUUUUCCUCCCUCUGGCCAUCAUGUCCGUAUGCUAUGGUCGUACUAUCCUCAAACUAUAUCACACUCGCAACCAGCACAAGCACAAAGCAAUGAGAUUUAUCCUAGCCGUAGUUUUGUCUUUCAUUGUGUGCUGGCUGCCUUUCAAUGCGUCGGUUUUGAUUGACAUCUUGAUUCGGGGCGGGUCUUUGCCUGUGGAGAGUUGCCAGACUUUGUACACUGUAGAAAAGAUGUUGAAUGUGCCGCAAGUGCUGGCUUUUACACACUGUAUGGUCAAUCCGAUCCUUUAUGCCUUUAUCGGGCAGAAGUUUCGCAAUCAGCUGCUCUCGGCGCUGAACAAACACGGGGUCAUUAGUAAAAGGUUCCAGCAGACUCAUCAGAAGAGCUCCGUCAACAGUGUGGGCAGCUUUAGAUCCAGAAACACCUCAGUGACAGUGUGA
Knipowitschia caucasica is the source of this 1104-nucleotide messenger RNA. NCBI's taxonomy places the organism in Eukaryota, Metazoa, Chordata, Actinopteri, Gobiiformes, Gobiidae. The record is from the annotation of a GenBank genome assembly.